AUGAGUUCUGACAGCUCUGACGACGACAGACCUCUUGCUAGGCCUAAUGGACACCUUUCAUCUGCUAAGGUAUCACGCGCCGAGGACGAGGCCUUGGAUCGUUCACAGCCCCGAAAGUCGAGUGGUAUGGCCGGCAUUGCGGUUCGCAAUGGUCCAGUCGAUAACGCCAUGGAUCUGGACGCUCCGAACGGUGUCAACAAGCGCAAGUCACGAUCAUCUAUCUCUCAAGUCAAUUACAGAGAUGUAUCCGAUAGCGACGGUGAGCCCCUGGCCAAACGUCCAAGACCUACUGCCAGACCAGUCAACUCCGACUCCGACGAUGAGCCAAUCAGCAAAAUCAAAGCAAAGAAGAAAUCAUCGUCCUUACUGGCUGAUUCGUCUGAUGAUGAGAAGCCACUAGGCGUCCAGUUGGCGAAGAAAAAGGCUGCCAUUGAAAAGAAGGCAGCGAAUGAAGCACAGGCCAUUCGCUCAAACGACUCAAAUUUGGCCAAGUCGACUCCUAAGAAGAACGUCAAGGACGAAUCUGAUGAUGAACCUUUGAACAAAUCGUCCAUUAAAAAGCGCCAGUCGAAUGGUGCGUCGGUCAAACGCAAAAAAUCCAAUGGCAUCAAAAAAGAAGAGUCUGACUCGGACGCCCCUAUUUCGAAGAAGGCCAAAGCUACAGGCAAGACCAAGACGCUUGCCAAGGGCAAAGGCGCCGCUACGGCCAAGGACUCUAAGAAGGCCAAUUCCAAGGAGACGAGUGACGACGAAGAAGAAUAUCAAUGGUGGAAUGCACCAAAGCCCGAGGAUGACAGUAUCAAGUGGCAGACUCUCGAGCAUAAUGGGGUUCUCUUUGCCCCAGAAUUCGAACCUCUUCCAAAGAAUGUCAAGCUCCUUUAUGACGGCAAGCCAGUUACUCUGAAUAAGGAGGCUGAGGAGGUGGCGACUUUCUGGGUUGCCAUGAUGACACCUGCCUCCUCACAUCACUUGGAAAAUCCAGUCUUCCGUAACAAUUUUUUUACCGAUUUUUCGGACAUCGUGAAGAAGAAUGGCGGUGCUACAGAUCGAGAGGGAAACAAAGUUCAUAUCAAGAGUCUGGACAAGUGUGACUUCUCCAAAAUUUACGAUUACUGGCUCGCUAAGACAGAGGCGAAUAAAACAAAGAACUUGUCAAAAGAGGAGAAAGAAGCUGCCAAGGCAAAGAAAGAUGCUCUUGAAGCGCCGUAUCUCUACUGUGUGUGGGAUGGCAGAAAGCAAAAAGUUGGCAACUUCCGAGUUGAACCGCCAAGUCUUUUUCGGGGUCGUGGCGAGCACCCCAAGACUGGUCGUGUCAAGACUCGAGUUUUCCCCGAGCAAAUUACCAUCAACAUUGGCAAGGACGCCAAAGUCCCGGAACCUCCUGCCGGACAUAAAUGGAAGGCCGUUCAGCACGAUCAGAAGGCCACUUGGCUUGCCAUGUGGCAAGAAAACAUUAACGGCGCUUACAAGUAUGUGAUGCUUGGUGCUGCCAGUGAUGUUAAGGGCCAAAGUGAUUACAAGAAGUUCGAGAAAGCCCGUGAGCUGAAGAAAUACAUUGGCAAGAUUCGCAAGGACUAUACCAGGGAACUAAAGAGUGAAAUCAUGGCUGAUCGCCAGCGAGCCACAGCAAUGUAUUUGAUUGACAAACUUGCCCUCCGAGCCGGAAACGAGAAAGAUACUGAAAACGAGGCUGAUACUGUGGGUUGCUGUUCCCUGAAGUAUGAGCACAUUACACUUGAGCCACCUGACAAGGUCACGUUUGAUUUCUUGGGUAAGGACAGCAUUAGAUACAACGAAACUGCCUUCGUUGAACCUCAAGUCUUCAAGAAUUUGAAACUCUUCAAGAAGGCACCAAAAACUGAUGGAGAUGAUCUUUUCGACCGUCUGACUACCUCUCAACUCAACAAGCAUCUCAACAGUUACAUGACGGGUUUAACGGCGAAAGUAUUUCGUACUUACAAUGCUUCUUACACCAUGUCAACAUUGUUGAAGGAGCUGUCGCAAGAUCCUCGAUCGAGAGGCAGCAUUGCUGAGAAGGUGAAACUGUAUAAUGACUGCAAUCGCAAGGUUGCCAUUCUCUGUAACCACAAGCGCACUGUCGGUGCAAGUCAUGAGCAACAAAUGCAGAAAAUGGGUGACAGAAUUAAAGGAUUGCGAUACCAAAAAUGGCGAACUAAGAAGAUGAUACUUGAUCUCGAACCUUCUUAUAAGAAAAAGAAAGGGGCUAGUUGGUUUGAGCUCGACGAUGAUCUUGACCAGGCCUGGAUCCAGGAGCAUCAGCAAUUUCUCAUCGAGGAGCAACGCACCAAGAUCACCAAGAAGUUCGAGAAAGACAAUGAAAAACGCAAGGCCAACAAGGAGAAGCCCAUGCCUGAAAAGGAACUCAAGGAGCGCCUCCAAGCAGUCAAGGAACUUGAAGCCAAGUUCAAAAAGGAGAACAAAACUGGCAAGGUUGAAGCAGAAGGCAGAGGGGCAUCCGUUGACAAGUGCCUUAAGGCUAUCGAGAAGCUCGAUGAGCGAGUCAAAGUUCUCGAAACCCAAGCCGAAGAUCGUGACGGAAACAAGGAAGUCGCGCUGGGCACUUCGAAGAUUAACUACAUUGAUCCUCGUUUGACUGUUGUAUUUUCGAAGAAAUUUGACGUGCCGAUUGAGAAGUUCUUCUCCAAGACCCUUCGGGACAAAUUUCGAUGGGCCAUUAAAUCAGUCGAAGAUGCUGAUGACUGGGAAUUUUGA
Metarhizium album ARSEF 1941 is the source of this 2733-nucleotide messenger RNA. RefSeq names its product topoisomerase I. Gene Ontology annotation, molecular function: DNA topoisomerase type I (single strand cut, ATP-independent) activity; DNA binding. The transcript has 6 exons. The record is from RefSeq and is a predicted model, not a curated record. NCBI's taxonomy places the organism in Eukaryota, Fungi, Ascomycota, Sordariomycetes, Hypocreales, Clavicipitaceae. Bases 1 to 2733 code for a protein of 910 amino acids. Gene Ontology annotation, cellular component: chromosome; nucleolus. Gene Ontology annotation, biological process: DNA replication; DNA topological change; chromosome segregation.